Messenger RNA from Liolophura sinensis, 4041 nucleotides. RefSeq names its product transcriptional repressor scratch 2-like. Gene Ontology annotation, biological process: regulation of transcription by RNA polymerase II. NCBI's taxonomy places the organism in Eukaryota, Metazoa, Mollusca, Polyplacophora, Chitonida, Chitonidae. Gene Ontology annotation, molecular function: DNA-binding transcription factor activity, RNA polymerase II-specific; RNA polymerase II cis-regulatory region sequence-specific DNA binding. The coding region runs from base 287 to 1126 and encodes 279 amino acids. The record is from RefSeq and is a predicted model, not a curated record. The transcript has 2 exons.
CCUACUACCACUGUCUUCCUUUCCGUAUUCUCUACCCGGUGUGAUUCUAUAGUCAUCUGGCAGUUAGGACCAUAAGAGCAUUCCCCGGUGACCGUCGAAGAUGGACCAGUUCAGAUAACUAAACAACCGCCCUUGUUCAUUUGACACUUGUUGCCACCAAUCCUUGCCGCCUCGUCUCCGGGUACCGUGACGCCGCUGUGUGCCAGGGUCCCAUUCACUGCCGCCACUUUCCAACUCUCCCUCCCGUCAGAUACACGCGCUUCCGCUGUACCCUAUCAAUGUUAUAAUGCCUCGCGUGUUUCUCCUAACGAAUCGCCGGUAUGUCAGCGGCAGCAGCCAUCAUCAGCAACAAGAACACACUGGCUUCUUUCCAGACUACAAAGAUAGAGAAGAGAGUGUAACCAUGGAAACACAUUCUGACGACGUUGACAGCGAUAGCAGCUGCUCGAGUCCCUCGGAGAGCCGACUUGAUGUGUCGCCCACCCAUUACUGUAGCAAAGAUUGCAGCGAACACAGUUCCUUCCUGUAUUUUCUCAUUAGUCAAGGAACUCUCAAAACAGACAGUGUUGCCUUUUUUGACCAGGCUGACGGCUCAUUUGACAAGAGUGGAGAGAGCUCUGGGGAUGAGGCGCGACAGGGGAGCUGCGGGGAAGAAACUGACGACUUUCUCCACGGUUCCCCGGACCCCCACGUUUGUGUGGACUGCGGCAAGAGAUACAGCACAUCGAGCAACCUGGCACGUCAUCGCCAAACUCACCGUAGUGUCAACGAUAAGAAAGCUCGUAAAUGUCCGCACUGUGAGAAAGUCUACGUCUCCAUGCCCGCGUACAGCAUGCACGUUCGUACUCACAACCAAGGCUGCGAAUGUCCGUACUGUGGCAAGCGUUUCAGCCGACCAUGGCUGUUACAGGGCCACAUUCGCACCCACACCGGGGAAAAGCCAUUCGCCUGUCCCAAAUGCGGCAAAGCAUUCGCCGACAAGUCCAAUCUUCGGGCACAUAUACAGACGCAUUCCACCGAGAAACCAUACAUCUGUGGGCGUUGUGGGAAGGCAUUUGCACUGAAGAGUUAUCUCUACAAGCACGAAGAAUCCUCGUGCAUGAGGGGACAGCGCUACCGGCCAUAGACACCGACGAAAUCAGUGGACUGACCACCGAGCAGUGGCAAAACAAAACCAGAUGUGCUCCAACCUCCCUGGUUCCAUUUCACAGCAACCACGUGCGACAGGAGAUCUCUAUCUUAUCUUUCAACCGACCACGCUCAAAUGAGGAGAAAGUGCGGAGCGAUCCCUGAGAUUUUAUCUGCCCCUUACAAACUCAAACCAAAUGUAUACACUAAGACAAAGCCUUAUGUACUGAACCUCAAAUAGACUGAAGACCAACACAGUUGGUCUACGAUCAAAAACAAAAAAGCAGCUUAUUUAUGUGCAAUGUUAUAUAAACUGACAGACUUUCAUAUACGUUAGAAAAGAAACAUUACUGUGAAAUCGACAAUCUUAGUGUUGUGAACAUUUUUAUGAGCUUGCCUAUUUUUUUCACAUUCAACGAACGGCCCAGAAGAUCCCUGUUCGUCACGUGGACGCUGAUCACCAUGGGAACGGACCAAUAUCUUCACCCAAGUUCAUCCUCCUUGUUCGCUGAAGCAUGAAUUGCAGAGUUCAUCACCCAUCAAUUGCCUUUAAAUCAUAGUUCCACUCCAUUUCCUCUUGACAAUAUGUCCAUAAACUUCUACCUCCUAAUCCCCUCGUGUAGCCCUUCUCAAACUGCGCUAGAUCGACCUUUUUCUGUGUGGGGUCAAAGCAUACAUUUCUUAUGUCUCGAUGUGUACUUUCCAACUUGAAUCAGCACAUAUAUUUCUUGCAACGUUAAAAUGAUUCAUAUUUCAAUUGGUGUAUACCAUUUGAGUUGCGCACUGUCCCUUUUAUUCCCAUCUAGACCGAUUUAACCCCCUCAAUGAAACUAGACUACAUACGUUAACUCAGUAGGGGACAUGACUACAUUUCACUAAGUGAAAUUUAACUAGUUUUUUUUUUCUCACCGUGGCGAGGGCCUUAUGGAAUGUGACCAUAGUAGUAUACUGUUAUACGUGAUCACCCUCUAGUCUUUAUCCAUCAGACUAAACCACAUGGUUUCCAUUCCAUGACCUUUAAGAAUGGGUCCUGUCUAUGUGUCGUGGGCCAUCUCUUCCUGUUCUAUUUUUUACUAACAGAGCCGUUGGUUUAGUGAGUGAAACUCACAUUGUUUUGUGAAACCAUCGGCAUAUAGAAGGGGUCAAAUCUCACAUCAUCGGAUAAAGUCAUCCAGAGUGAAUUAUUUUUCGGCACCGUUUAUCAUUUUUUAAAAAAGAAAUCUCUUUAAGUGGCCACGUGUCAAAUUCUCCAAGAGACAAUUGUCACGUGACACAGACCAAUUAUCAGCGUGUUUUUCUUUUUCACAGCUGAGAUUUGAUGACUAACACUCGCUGAAACAUUGUCAAAGCAUGUUUACAUUUUUAAUGCAAGAGAAUGUAACCAAUAUUUGAAAACUAACUAUGCAUACGACUAAUUCCCACCGUCUAUGAAAAGCAAAAAUAACCCUUUAUUUAUUGUUAUUUAUUUUAAUGUGUAAGUGAUUUAUUGAAAUGUGUGGAUAGAAACCUCGCACCUGUGUGUAUUUAUGUAUUUAUGACGUGUUUGUGUGCUGUGUAACUUAUUAUUAUUAUUAUGGUGAUGAUUAUUAUUAAUAUAAUUAUGUAGUAUUUAUAAAUGUGUUUGGCUCAUUUGGGGUUCCAUCCAAACUGUGUGGCAUCACGCUUAAUUUAUUUUUGUACAAUCAAUAACUUAUGUCAGUAAAUUAUUUUCUAGUUUAACCGUUCUAGAAAGAAUUGUUUUAUGGAAAUACUUUUUGUAAUAUUUCACGUUUAGACAGUAUUUUGACAGUAUUUCUUUUCGUAAUUUCUGUAACAGUCACUGGUUUUUUUUUUAUAUUUGGUCCAAGAUAUUGCCACAUACUGAUAGUGUAUUGUGCAUUCUGUUAAUGCAAGACGACUUGGCGUUCAAUUUUUGAUGCAGAUCAGUGUAUUCUUUUCAUUUAAUUCAUACGAAAAAGUAUUUCAAUCUCAUUUUACUUUCACCAGAAACAGUUAUUGAAUUUUGUAUUUAUUUAUCUUUGGAGUGUCAUGCGAAUGAGCGAUGGUGUAUUCAAACUGCUGAGUAAUAUAAAAGUAUUAUGCGAUAUGAUAUGAUAUAUUUUACUAUAUGUUGGUUUGACUUUUAAAGUAACAUAUUCAUGUCAUUUUUUUUUGAUCAUGAAAAAAUUAAAUUGAUGUAAUCAAAAAAACUUCACUUAAUCUUUAAAUGUUUAAAAGGGCUAGCUCGUAUACAAUUUUACUGAAGUAAGAUGAUCGAACUAUUCGUUCCACAAUGACAAAGAAAGCUAACAUGUCUUGUUAGUUAUUUUUCAAAAUUUCUGCAGACCUUUUGGCUUACUUAUGAAUGUAGAGUAGAUGCUACAUUUAGCCUGUUAAAACACUAUCCGGGGAUAAUAUACCAAUAUGGUUCGGUUCCCAAGACAUUUAUCCCAGAAACUGUUGUCAUCUAAUAGAAGCUAAUUACGUAAUAUUCUUACUUAUGCUCUGCGCACGCCAGAUGCUCCACUAAGCUGUGUUAUUUUACAUUUUGUAAGGAAAAGUACUUUCCCAUUAUUUAGCCUGAAAAAAGUAUUUUUUAUAUCUCAUAAAUAGCCUCUAAGUUCAGAAAAAAAGGUAAUUUUUUUAAGUCUUGAGGUAUAAAGUUAAGUUUUAAGACCAAAUCAAGUUUAUCUCCAGCCUUUUGCAAAAGUCUGUUUAUUUAGUUCUUGCCGUUAAUCUGAUGUGACUGCCAUAGGCAGGGAAUUAAAUUGAGAUUUAAUCGUCUCGUAUACGGUUAUGUCACUCAGAAGUCACCAGUAGUGUUUUUAACUGCUGAUGUUAGCAUUUCCUUUCUGGUUUGAAGUUAUCUGUCUUGCAGAAUUUAUCUACGACUAGCAACUGAAUGCUACGAUGAAAUAAAGUUUGACAGCAUCG